Messenger RNA from Poecilia reticulata (guppy), 3027 nucleotides. RefSeq names its product fibronectin type III domain-containing protein 7-like. The record is from RefSeq and is a predicted model, not a curated record. Gene Ontology annotation, molecular function: protein binding. NCBI's taxonomy places the organism in Eukaryota, Metazoa, Chordata, Actinopteri, Cyprinodontiformes, Poeciliidae.
CAGACGUAUUAAUAAGAAGAAACACUAUAUUUUAAGGAACAGUUGAAGAUAUCAGAGAGGAAUGUGGAUGAAUCAAAAAGAGGCAUAAGGUGAAAAGGAAGAGCUUCAAGAAACAAAUAAAGAAUGGGCGCUAUGAAGUGGCUGGUGUUUUUGGUCUUUCUGAACAUAUAUUCACAGGCUGCAGCACAAUCAGGCAUCCAGGUGUCUGUGUUCUCCACCACAUCCAAGACCGUGAUUCUCAGAUGGAGCAGUUAUUCCGGUGCCGCUUCAUACAAAGUAUCUGCUGCCCUGUCAAGCUCACCCAACGAUCCCAUCGCUUUCGUCAUGUUUGGUCCAAAUACGGUGAUGGGCUCCAUCAGUUCCCUGUCCCAAGGUGUAGCCUACACCUUCACUGUUGAAGCAUUGAGUGCAAACCAGACUGUACUGAGCUCUGCAUCAACCAAAACAUCCACAGCGCCUGAUAUGAUGGAUCCCAUCAGYACCGUGAAGCCAAAGGACAGCAGGACCUUAAUGGUGGACUUCAACCCAAAGACGGGGGCGACCUCUUACGUCAUUCGGGUUGAAAACACUAAUGGCUUCUUCAGAGAGGAUUCGGCCUCCUCCUCCCCGGCUGAGAUCCAGAAUCUCGACCCGUACACCGAGUACCAGCUCAGCGUCAUGGCUGUGAACGAUGCCGGCCGGAGCCAGCCAUCGUCUCCUGUAGCCGCAAAAACACUGUUGCCACCUCCCCAGCUCUCCACCUCCUCUCCCAGUAACGACAGCAUCAUUGUGACUUGGCCUCCUGUUUCUGACGCGGUCCGUUACACCGUGUUUAUGUACAAGUUCGGCUCAAACACUCGGGAGAAGUACAACACGACCAACACCCAGCUGACCGUUCCUGGCCUGGAUGCUGGAUCCCUGUAUGUCAUCAGGAGUUUAGCUUGGGACCCGGAAGGCCGAGAGGGAGAGGCAAGUUUGUACGUCAACCAAACCACACGACCUCCGACUCCAACCUCUGUCAGYGUGUCAGUGGUGAGGAGUAACAGCGUGGCMAGACUCUCYGUGUCCUGGGAACUCAGCCAAGACGUUUAUGGAACCAUUGACUAUCAUGUGACAAGUGACCAGAACCUGAACUGUAACAGCACCUCCAGUUCCUGCACCCUGUCGCCGGUGGGCUGUGGAGAGGUCCACACCGUCCACGUCACGGCCUCAAACGAAGCCGGACCCAGCCCRCCAUCCAGCCCAGUGGUUUUUAUCACCUUCCCGUGUCCUCCAGAGUCUCUGACUCUCGUGGCGUCGUCAGAAGGAAACUGCACGCUGACGUGGAACACGGUACCUUACGCAGACGGCUAUGAGGCCUUUGUCAAAACAGGUGAUGGUGGUGAGGCAACCUGCAACUCCACCAGCAACAACUGCACAUAUCAGUGCCAGUGUGGCUACACCUACCUGAUGUCUGUGUUGGCGUACAACCUGGCUGGCAGCAGUCCUGARGGGACGAUUCUCAACUACACUACAGYCCCCUGCUGUCCAGAAAGCGUCUCUGUCUCUGCUGUGAGCGCCGACACGCUGGAGAUCACCUGGACCGCGUCGCGGGGAGCAGAGCUGUACCAGACCCGGGCGGCCGACAACUCGGAGGUCGUCCUCUGUAACGACACGGCUCCGGUGUGCGCCCUCUCCGACCUCASCUGCGACAGCUCCUACACCGUAUCGAUAACGCCUUGUAGUGAAAUCAGCGGGUGCAACCAUGCCUGUAAAUCCCACACCAAAGACACAGCUCCCUGCAUGCCUACAGACCUGGUUCUGGAUCCAAAGAACUCCUCCGUUGUCAGCGUCAGCUGGAAACCAAACAACAGGGCUGCGAAUUACACCGUGAGCGCAGAGAGUCACGGUGAAUACGUGCAAAACGGCGGACGAACCUGCACCACCAGCGGAAACGGCUGCGACAUCACCCAACUCCCCUGCGGCUCGAGCUACGAGUUCAGCGUCACGGCAACCGGCGGCGCUGGGCGGAGCUUACCCAGCUUCUCCACCUUCCUGGAGACAGACCCCUGCUGCCCGGUGAACCUGACCGUGGCCCAGGUGACUCAGGCCAUGUCCAACGUGUCGUGGUCUCACGCCAAGGCGGCGCAGUCCUUCGUCGCGUCCCUGACGUCGCCGCGCGGCCACGCCCGCUGCCACACCCAGGACUCCCACUGCCUCAUGGGAUGCAUCACCUGCGGGACGAACUACACCGUUACCGUGGAGACGUUCAGCGUCACAGGACGGGCGACCAACUGCACCUAUCGGGGAUUCUCCUCCAGCCCCUGCUGCCCGUCCGGCAUCAAGCUCUACACGUUGGCCAGUAACUCUCUGCGGGUCUACUGGCGCAGCACAGCCAGCAGCCGCAGCACCGCGGUGGAGAUGCUGGGCAGCAGCGGCAACUACACCUGCACCGCCUCGCCUGGGGAGAACAGCUGCGACGUGGAAAACAUCCAGUGUGGAGACGUUUAUCGGCUGGUCGCGGCGCCGCUCACAGCAGGGGGCAGCAGAGUCCCGUUCUGCCCCCACAGACUCUACUCGGUCACUUGUUUGGGAAGCAACAUCGGCACAGUGAUUUACAGAGGAAAAAGAAGCGUCGACUGAUUAACUCUGCAGACUCGAGUUUCUGGUGGAGAUCAACGCWCCUUUCUCCUGGAUGAUCUCUUCUUUUUCAACAGGCGUGACGUUUUUAUCACGAUUCAACACAAAGAAAUGACUCAUGUUUAGUUGUUUACAAUGUAACAUAGAAACUUAAUGGCCAAAUAAAACAACCAGCAAAAAUCAAACCGAAAUAAAUCAAGUUGAUUAAAAUAUUUUCAAUAAUGAAUGUUUAUAUUUUUUUGUAAAUGUGUUUUUUUUUUUAGUCGCCUCAGCCCAAGMAGGAAGCCUCCUGGCGUUGAAGCAGCAGAUACAGAUUUUUGACAUCCAGUCAUUUUUCAGUGCGCUGUUUCAGACUGUUAGGAUGAAUUCAUGUUUUAAAUGUGAAAAACUGAAAUAUCUUUCAGUUAUUAAACAUAUAAUCAGCAUCGA